GGCAGCUCUGGCUUCCAUGUGCUCAGGGAAGAACUUCAUUUCUGCCCCUCAAUUUCUCAGGAACACCUAUUAGCAGACAGGUCCUACUUUCGUCACAAGGGGAAACUUAAGGCCUGCUCUUCAGACUCCCACUUUCUCUCUGAAGUGCCACAGAGAUAACUGCCCCAGCUCAAAGUAGCCCAACAGCUGGAAAGCCUGAGACGAAUCCAGCUCCUUGCAGGCCAGCCAUGGAACUGCUCUGGACGCCACUGCUGCUGGUAGCUGCUUGCCUCUCUGAGGUCCUUGGCUCACCGGGAAUAGACACAGGCCUCAACAUUUCCAGGCCUGUGCACAUCCUGGAGGAUCAUAAUUUGAUGGUGCUGACUCCUGCAGGCCUAACACAGACAGUGCAGGAGACCCGCUUCCUAAUGGUGAUUUUCCACAAUCCAUCCUCGAAGCAGUCCCAGAAGCUGGCUGAAGAGCUGGGCAGAGCCUCGGAGAUCAUCGGCAAGGGCAAGAAUGGCUUGGGCUUUGGCAAAGUGGACAUCACUGUGCAGACCGAGCUUAAGCAGGAGUUUGGCAUCAAGCAGGCCCCAGAGUUGAAGCUGUUUUUCGAGGGCAACAGGUCUGAUCCCAUCAGUUGCAAAGACGUGGUCGAAUCUACAGCUUUGGUUGUUUGGUUGAGAAGGCAAUUUCUCCACAAAGCACGUCUAUUUAACAACAGUGAGGAAGUGGCAGAUUUUGUGAAAUCCAGGCCCUUGGUCAUCGUUGGCUUCUUCCAGGAUUUAGAGGAAGAAGUAGCAGAACUGUUUUAUGACAUGAUCAAGGACUUCCCAGAGCUAACAUUUGGAAUGAUAGAAAUAAAAAAUGCUUUCGGGCGUUUCCAUGUGAUCCUUGACAGUGUCCUGGUGUUUAAAAAGGGAAAAAUUGUGAAACGUCAAGAGCUUAUUAAUGACAGUACCAACAAAGAUUAUCUCAAUCAAAUUGUGAAACAACAGCUUACAGAUUUUGUGAUUGAAUACAAUCCUGAGAAUAGGGAUCUGAUUUAUGAACUGAGCAUCUUGAAUCACAUGUUGCUCUUUAUCUCCAAAAACUCAGAGUCAUACAGCAUCAUAAUCAGGCAUUACAGAAUGGUUUCAAAGGAAUUCCAGAACAAGAUUCUUUUUAUCCUUGUGAAUGCGGAUGAACCAAAAAACAAACGCAUCUUCGAGUACUUCCGGAUCUCAACAGUCAAUGUCCCAUCUGUUCAAAUCCUGAACUUGAGCUCUGAUGCCAGGUACAAAAUGCCCACAGAUGACAUAACCUUUGAAAACCUCAAAAAAUUCUGCCGGAACUUCCUCAGCAAAACUGCCAAGAAACACAAAUCCAGUGAAGAGAUUCCAAAAUAUUGGGACCAAGGGCCAGUUAAGAAGCUUGUGGGGAAGAACUUCAAUGUGGUUGUCUUUGAUAAGGAGAAGGAUGUGUUUGUGAUGUUCUAUGCUCCUUGGUCUGAGAAGUGCAAAGCAUUAUUCCCACUGCUGGAAGAGUUAGGCAUGAAGUACCAAAACCACUCCACAAUCCUCAUCGCCAAGAUUGACAUAACAGCAAAUGACAUUCAGCUGGCCAACCCAGAUCAGUAUCCAUUCUUCAGGCUUUUCCCUACUGACUCACAAGAGGCUGUCCUGUAUAAAGGAGAACACACUGUGAAGGACUUUUGUGACUUCCUGGAACGCCAUGUCAAGAUUAGGAUUGAGGAAGAGGAUGAGCUAUUGUCCAUUGAUCAAAAUGAAGUGAUAGAGGAGGAAGUGAUAGCUGAGCCAGAGACCCAGAUCUUCGAGAAGUUGCCUGAACAGCAGUUGCUCAAGCUGGAGGGUGCAACCGUAGAAGUCAGGCAAGCAAAAGAGUCACCUGUGCUGGAGAGCAUAAGCAAGCUGGCAGAGCCAGUGAGAAGGACAGAAACAGCUGAGAAGGAGGAGGAGGCUCAGCGGAAGCAACCACCUCAACCAGGGAGGAAGCCGGAAGUCAAAGAAGAACUUUAGCUUCUCAGAAGCCAGGAAGGAAGGAGCCUAAUUCCAGUUCCUGGCAACAGUU
Molecule: messenger RNA, 2049 nt
Organism: Phodopus roborovskii (desert hamster)
Lineage: Eukaryota; Metazoa; Chordata; Mammalia; Rodentia; Cricetidae
Gene: Pdilt
Product: protein disulfide isomerase like, testis expressed
Exons: 12
Coding region: 228-1997 (589 amino acids)
Biological process (GO): protein folding
Cellular component (GO): endoplasmic reticulum
Source: RefSeq, a predicted model, not a curated record